AUGCCACCGCCACCCCCCCGAAAGCCCCCGUCGGGCGCGGCAUCAAAGGAGGAAAACAUCUACAUCCCAUCCUUCAUCAGCAAGCGGCCCUUCUACACCGGCGAAGAAGGCGACGAUGCCGACUACCUCAAGCAUCAGCGACGAGAGGAGAAGACCGAACAGUCAUCACAAUGGUACGACAGGGGCAGGAAGGCCGGCCCAGCAGCCACAAAGUUCCGAAAGGGAGCUUGCGAGAAUUGCGGCGCAAUGACGCACAAGGCCAAGGACUGUCUGAGCCGCCCCAGAGCAAAGGGCGCAAAGUGGACGGGCAAGGAUAUACAAGCCGACGAGGUCAUCCAAGACGUCAACCUCGGCUGGGACGCGAAGCGCGAUCGUUGGAACGGCUACGAUACCAAGGAGUACCGGAAUGUGGUCGCGGAGUUCAACCAGAUGGAGGAACUGCGUAAGCAAGCGAAGCAGGCGAUAGAUGACGACGAGGCUGAGGACGAGGGUGACAAGUAUGCCGAGGAAAAUGACAUGAGCAAGCAUCAGAGCACGGCAACACGGCAGCUCAGAAUAAGAGAAGACACGGCGAAAUACCUGCUCAACCUGGACCUCGAAUCCGCUAGAUACGACCCCAAAACGCGGUCGCUCGUCAACGCUGGCGCAACAGGGGGCAAGUCGGCGGCCGUCUUUGCUGAGGAAGGUUUCUUGAAGUCUUCUGGUGAAGCGGGCGAGUUCGAAAAGGCGCAACAUUACGCCUGGGAGACUCAGGAGAAGACUGGCAACACCUCACAGCACUUGCAGGCGAACCCGACUGCAGGCGCAUUCUCCAGGAAGAAGGAGCGAGAAGAGACUGAGAGAAUGCGGGCAGCCCGCGACGAACUGCUGGCAGACCGGUACGGGCGGGGCGAUCAGAAGCUGCUGCCCGCGGCACUGCGCGGCAUGAUGGUGACCGAGUCGGAGACAUUUGUCGAGUACGACGAGGCCGGGCUGAUCAAGGGCGCGCCCUUGAAGGCCGCCAAGUCCAAGUACGCCGAGGACGUGCUGACGAACAACCACACGUCGGUCUGGGGAAGCUGGUGGUCCAACUUCAAAUGGGGCUACGGAUGCUGCCACUCCCUCAUCAAGAACAGCUAUUGCACAGGGGAGGAGGGCAAGCUAGCUUGGGAAAUUGCUGAGCGCCAGCGGACCGGAGCUAAUCUUGUCGAGGACGAUGCCAAUGGGGAAGCGGUCGAUGGGCAGGACGCGGCCGGCCAAGACCUGGAAACAACAACAAAGGUCAAGAAGCGCACGCGGGAAGAAAUGAUGAAUGGGGUCACCGAGGCUGAAAUGGAGGAGUACCGGCGGAAGAGGACAGCAGCAAAUGACCCCAUGGCGAAGAUACUGGGCAAGGACGAAUUAUUGACCUAA
Hirsutella rhossiliensis is the source of this 1392-nucleotide messenger RNA. Its product is annotated as pre-mRNA splicing prp18-interacting factor domain-containing protein. Lineage: Eukaryota; Fungi; Ascomycota; Sordariomycetes; Hypocreales; Ophiocordycipitaceae. The coding region runs from base 1 to 1392 and encodes 463 amino acids. The record is from RefSeq and is a predicted model, not a curated record. The transcript has a single exon. Gene Ontology annotation, biological process: mRNA splicing, via spliceosome. Gene Ontology annotation, molecular function: pre-mRNA 3'-splice site binding. Gene Ontology annotation, cellular component: spliceosomal complex.